AUGGACAAUGCCACUUACCUACAGUCCCUCCUCGGUCGAACGCUGUGUAUUCACACAACCGACAAGCGCAUGUUCGUCGGCACUUUCAAGUGCACAGACAUGGAACGCAAUGUCAUCCUCUCUACCACUUAUGAAUACCGUUUCCCCAGUCAAGCUGCCGUCCAAGCCGCUGCAGAAAACGCAGCUGCACCGACUCAACAACAACAACCAGGGUCCAAUUUCAAAGUGGACAUGACCAGCCGGCUAAUCGGAUUAGUCGUUGUUCCGGGGAAACAUAUUACCAAGAUCGAACUCGAAGAGAAUCCUCACGAGAAGAGCCGCAGACGCGUCACGGGACCUGGCGCCAAGGCCGGGGCGAGUCCAGACCGGAUCAGGCCAAUCCAAGCCCGAAGCGGAACUGCGCCCGCCCAGUCGAACUCAUCUCUUCCUCUUCCUGCUCGUCCUGCUCCUCCUCCUUCUCCAACAUCCUCGUCGAUACCUGUGUUAUAUCGCGUGUGUAACGAUCGACCUGGCCCUUUCAGCACGCCUUGCGUCAGCCCGCCCGCCCCGUGUGACAGUCCCGGCAGUGCUUGUCCUGAGUCGCAAUCCAAAGGCGGGGGUAUCGGAGAACCUUUGCAAUCCUAUCCGUCGUUCUCUCGGUCAGAUACGAAAGAAUCCAUCAGGUCCAUAAAAGGCUCUAUCCGGUCCAAGAUACCAGGCAGUCGCGAUAAAUCCAGUGACAGUCCGCGAGGGUCGACUUCAGGAUUCGGGGACGACAAGUCGGAUGCUGCCUCGGUUAAAUCGACAAACAGCAGCAGAGUGCCGCAGUCGCCGCAGUCAGUGUCCAGCGAUGUGCCCAAUUCCCGAUCGGGCACCCCCGAUCCUCCCCCAUCCCCAUCGCAGUCAACUUCGUUGAAUCGCGGUCACAAGGAUGUCGAUGCCGCUCAGCAGAGCGGCGAAGUCGAUCUGGUUUCAGACGCACCUCCGUCCGUCCCGCCCGUUACGCCUCAAGCUCCCGGGGAGUCCAUCUUGGUAAAACCGAGUAACCAGAUCAAUCCCGUUCUCUUGGAUAUUCUUGCUUCCACGCCCACGGAGACAAGUGGCUCUCCCGGCAUGGGGAUGGGAGCGCUCAAAUCGAUCGAUUUGGAUGACAUGAUCUCCCGGCUCCUAGACGCCGGAUACUCGACCAAGGUCACAAAAGCCGUGUGUUUGAAAAAUGCCGAAAUUGUCGCUAUUUGCACGGCAGCCCGCGAGUUGCUCCUUACGCAACCGGCAUUGUUGGAACUGGCUGCGCCUGUGAAGAUUGUUGGUGACGUGCAUGGUCAAUAUACCGAUCUCAUCAGACUCUUUGAAAUGUGCGGCUUCCCACCUGCCGCCAACUACCUCUUCUUGGGCGACUACGUCGACCGAGGGAAACAAAGCCUGGAGACUAUUCUCCUGUUGUUGUGCUAUAAGCUCAAGUAUCCUGAAAACUUCUUCCUCCUUCGAGGAAAUCACGAAUGCGCCAAUGUUACUCGCGUUUACGGCUUCUACGAUGAAUGCAAGCGAAGGUGCAACAUCAAGAUCUGGAAGACAUUCGUUGACACAUUCAAUUGUCUGCCUAUUGCUGCCACUGUUGCGGGCAAAAUCUUUUGCGUCCACGGCGGGUUGUCACCCAGUUUAUCUCACAUGGAUGAUAUCCGUGGUAUUGCUAGGCCAACGGAUGUGCCAGACUACGGUCUGUUGAACGAUCUUUUGUGGAGUGAUCCCGCCGACAUGGAGGAAGACUGGGAACCUAAUGAGCGAGGUGUCAGCUAUUGCUUCGGAAAGAAGGUUAUUAUGGAUUUCCUCCAGCGCCACGAUUUCGACUUGGUCUGCCGAGCGCACAUGGUGGUCGAGGAUGGCUAUGAGUUUUUCCAGGAUCGGAUUCUGGUCACGGUGUUCUCCGCUCCAAACUACUGUGGUGAAUUUGACAACUGGGGAGCUAUCAUGUCGGUCUCCGGCGAAUUGCUGUGCAGCUUCGAACUACUAAAGCCACUCGAUUCGAGUGCUUUGAAGAGCCACAUCAAAAAGGGACGCAACAAGCGCAAUAGCAUGCUGAAUAGCCCGCCCGCGGUUGUUUCUGCUCAAAGUUAUUAG
Molecule: messenger RNA, 2097 nt
Organism: Talaromyces rugulosus
Lineage: Eukaryota; Fungi; Ascomycota; Eurotiomycetes; Eurotiales; Trichocomaceae
Exons: 6
Coding region: 1-2097 (698 amino acids)
Cellular component (GO): NatC complex; nucleus; cytoplasm
Molecular function (GO): protein serine/threonine phosphatase activity
Source: RefSeq, a predicted model, not a curated record